AUGAAUGUAUUAGAUGUGGGAAAGUAUAAAGGGAAAACGUUUGAGUAUAUAGAAAGGAACGAUCCUGGAUAUUCAAAAUGGGUUCUUAGUUUAGAAUCUCCAACAAAUAGAACAUUAGAAGCAUUUUCAAAGUAUUUGAGAAACAAGUCACCAAACGGGAAUAUAAAAAAUGAUUUAGGGGGGUUCUCUGCUAAGCAUAAUUCUGGAGAAUACACUAUAAUUAAUAAAUCAAAGACAGGGAAUAGCUAUUCCUAUUUGGAGUUAAGCAAAGAAGGGGUGCCAAACCUAGUUAUUGAUUGUAAAAGUGAAAAUGGUAAUUUCAAGAACCAGAGCAUAUCAGGAGAAUGUGUAGCAGUGGUAAAGAAUUUGAAGAUGGAUAUGAUCAAAAACAAGGAAUUAAAAGCUGGAGAUAUUGAGGAAAGCUUGGAAGCAAUUUAUUCGAAAUCUGAUGUAAUACAAAAUAAUAAUAAUAAUGAAUUAAAUAGUAUUUUAUUGGAUAACCAAGAUGAUUUGGAAGAUAUUUUACAAAAAUGUGAUAAAGAACUUGAAAUUCUAGUUCAAAAUACUACAGUUAUAGCAAAUGGAUUGAAUACUAUUUUGUCUUGUGCAAAAAUGAGAUUAGACUGUGGUGUUGUAUUUUCAUUAGUUAGCCCUACUAUGUUUAGAAUAUCAUCAGAAAAGAAUAAUAAAUCCCAGCUUUCUCUUCCAAAGAUGCUUGGAGAUUACUUGAAAGAAUAUAAGUUAAGAGAGAAUAUUGUAUCAAAAAAGAUGAGGACAUUACAUACUGGAAUGCAGGGAAUAGAUUUAAAACCAUAUAGUAGUUCAUUUAUAUUUCCAGGUAUAUAUUAUGAUAAAUUGAUCAAAAGCAUUUCAGAUAGAUUUGAAUGCCAGAUAAUUCCGAUACCUGAAUUUAUUUUAGAUAGAUUUCCAGAUUUCAAAAAAUAUGAGAUUGAAGAUUUUGAUGCUGAUUUUGAGAAAAUAUCUAAUUUAACUCCUAAAUACAAUCCAGAAACAGUAGAUUUACCAGAUUGUAAUUUAUGUAAAGGAUGUAUUUACGAUAAUGUAUGUUAUAAUUCAUUAAAUCAUUUGAAAUGUAAUUAUCCAGAAUUAUUCAAUUCAUUGAGACCAUUUCAGAAAGUGGGAAUUUUAGUGGGUUUGAAGAAACAUGGAAGAAUACUAAUAGGAGAUGAAAUGGGUUUAGGAAAAACUCUACAAGCUUUGUCUAUAAUAACAUACUUUAGACAGGAGUGGCCUGUAUUAGUAAUUUGUCCUUCUUCAAUUAGAUUUCAAUGGUAUCAACAAGCUUUAGAUUGGUUAUCACCAGAAAUAAAUAAGUCAAAUAUAACAUUAAUUCGUACAAGUAAUGAUACAUAUAGUAGAAAAUCAAAUAUAAUAAUAAUUUCUUAUGACUUAAUAACUCGGAAUGAACACUUUAGAUCAUUUUUUGGUAGUGAUUUCCAAAUAGUAAUUGCGGAUGAAUCUCAUUUUCUCAAGAAUUCCACAGCAAAAAGAACUCAAAUGAUUGUUCCUUUACUUCAUAAAGCAAGAAGAACUAUUCUUCUGAGUGGAACUCCUGCAUUAAAUAAUCCAACAGAACUUUAUGAACAAAUAAAUGCAAUAGUAAAACCAAAUCCUCAAUUUUACUCAAAUAAAAGAACAGAAAAAAAGAACAAAACAAAAAGUACUAAGGAUGAGUUAGAUACUAAAAAGAAAAAAAAGUCCAGAAUAAAAAAACUAAGUUUAGACUCAAAUUCAGAAAUGGAUUCAGAAAAUUCGGAUGAUAUCAGUCUAUUUAAAGCUUUUAAUGGAAAAAGAAUGAUAAAAAACAAUCAAGAUAUUCAAAGACAGGCGAAUGUGGUUUCUCCAAAAUUUCCAAGUUAUUUAGACUUUGCUCAAAGAUAUAGUGAUAUUAGAACAAACAAAUUUAGUCACAGAAAGGAAUUCUAUGGUAGUAGAAAUACAGAGGAAUUACAUUUAUUUAUAAGAGAAUCAGUAAUGAUAAGGCGUUUAAAAAAACAAGUUUUACAUGAACUUCCUCCUAAACAAAGGAGCAAGAUUCCAUUGGAAAUUAGAGAUAAAGCAGGAAUUAAAAAAAUUCAAGAACUUCUUGCAGAUCCCAAUUGUCAAAUGGACUGUUCCAGUUUUGAUGAAAAUGAUUCUUCUAUGUGUAAUCUUCAUAAACUUACUUGCGAAAUUAAAAUUAACCCUGUUCAAGAAUAUAUUGAAUAUUUACUGGAAUAUAACGAUGAUAAAUACGUAAUAUUUGGUCAUCAUCACGUAAUGCUGGAUGCUAUUGAAUCAGUACUUUUGAAAAAAAGAAAAACUGGGGCAUGCAAUUCAGGCGGGCCAUUUUUAUUUAUUAGAAUAGAUGGUAAGACCCCAGGUAAUAAGAGAGAAGAUUAUGUAAGGGAAUUUCAAAAUAAUGAGAAUUGUAAAGUUGCUUUGCUUUCUAUUACAGCUUGUGGUCAAGGUUUAAAUUUAACAAGUGCAGGCACUGUAAUAUUUGCUGAAUUAUAUUGGGUACCAGGCACAAUGUUACAAGCUGAAGAUAGAUGUCACAGGAUGGGUACACAAUAUUCGUGUAUUAAUAUUCACUAUCUCAUAGCUGAAGAGACUUUGGAUGACAAGAUGUGGGGAACAUUAUGUAGAAAACAGAAGAUUAUGGCAUCAACACUAGAUGGAAUAGAUCAAAGAAAGAAUGAUAUUCAACAUUUUCAUUUUAAGCAAGGACUUAAAUAA
Molecule: messenger RNA, 2739 nt
Organism: Cryptosporidium ubiquitum
Lineage: Eukaryota; Apicomplexa; Conoidasida; Eucoccidiorida; Cryptosporidiidae
Product: harp like SWI SNF ATPase
Exons: 1
Coding region: 1-2739 (912 amino acids)
Biological process (GO): replication fork processing; DNA repair
Cellular component (GO): nuclear replication fork
Molecular function (GO): ATP binding; ATP-dependent chromatin remodeler activity
Source: RefSeq, a predicted model, not a curated record